AUGUUUUUGUUUGAUACUAAUUUCUAUAUCCGUGAAGUUAGCCUUGCCCUGUUAUCUUCCCUGACAUUGUAUCCGGAAACUAGUAUGGAUAGAAAUUUUUCGUCUAAAAUAUUUGAAGCAUGUCCAAUGCUGCACGAAGAACUCAAUGUUUUUGAUAGACGCAACACAGUGAAUCCAAAUAGUAUGAGAAUAGUAUAUCCAUGGAUGGUAAAGCAUAGGAAAGGUAAAUCAAAGGUGAAUUCUCUAAAUAUCAAUAAAGAAAAGAUAAAAACAAGAACAAGAAAAGUCUUCGAACAAUCUACUCAACUUCAACUCGAAAUGGAGUUUCGUUCCUCAUCAUAUUUAACGUCUUGGAAGCGGCAAGAUUUGUCAGAAAAAUUAAACUUAAGUGAACGCCAAGUGAGAGUGUGGUUUUAA
Messenger RNA from Hydractinia symbiolongicarpus, 417 nucleotides. RefSeq names its product homeobox protein mab-5-like. The coding region runs from base 1 to 417 and encodes 138 amino acids. The transcript has 3 exons. Lineage: Eukaryota; Metazoa; Cnidaria; Hydrozoa; Anthoathecata; Hydractiniidae. The record is from RefSeq and is a predicted model, not a curated record. Gene Ontology annotation, cellular component: nucleus. Gene Ontology annotation, molecular function: RNA polymerase II cis-regulatory region sequence-specific DNA binding; DNA-binding transcription factor activity, RNA polymerase II-specific. Gene Ontology annotation, biological process: anterior/posterior pattern specification; regulation of transcription by RNA polymerase II.